Perca fluviatilis (European perch) is the source of this 1033-nucleotide messenger RNA. Its product is annotated as myelin and lymphocyte protein-like. The record is from RefSeq and is a predicted model, not a curated record. The transcript is spliced from 4 exons. Gene Ontology annotation, cellular component: membrane. Gene Ontology annotation, biological process: myelination. Lineage: Eukaryota; Metazoa; Chordata; Actinopteri; Perciformes; Percidae. Gene Ontology annotation, molecular function: structural constituent of myelin sheath. The coding region runs from base 67 to 543 and encodes 158 amino acids.
GAUCAAAACAGGUGACACAUAUCAUUCGAGAGAAAAUCACACACAUACACAUACAGUGUUUGGACCAUGACUUCCACCAUGUCGAGAGAUUUUCUGCCCACAGGCGGCAGGAUCUUUACUUCCGUUCCUGACCUGCUUUUCAUCCCUGAAUUUGUGUUCGGGGGUUUGGUGUGGAUGCUGGUGGCAUCGGGCGAGCUCAUCGAGUUUCCCAACCCCCUGGGCUGGGUGAUGUUCGUGUCUGUCUUCUGCUUCAUAAUGACAACACUCUGGUUCUUCAUCUUCCUCUGCGGAGCCAAUCAGAGCGGCAUCUGGCCCUCCCUGGAUGCGGGUUAUCAUUUUGUAGCGGUGGUUUUCUACCUCAGUGCGUCGGUGAGUCUGGCUAAUAUCACCCUUCUGAGAGGAGGGAUUCAGUUCCUAAAUGCAACAGCGGUUGGUCUAAAAAUAUACCGACUGGACAUUGCUGCAGUGGUGAUGUCCUAUUUGGCCACUCUUCUCUACUUCAUCCAUGCCAUUUUCUCUGCCAUCCGAUGGAAGAGGUCCUAAUAGGACAAAACACAAACCAAGAACAAGACGACCAAAAUACGAAGAAACCAAAUAAACAGCUGACUUGUCACUUGACUAAACACAGAAUGACAUUUUGUGUUUUCCUUCUUUUUAUUUCUGUCAGCAAGAGUAACUUGCUUAUUAACAAUAGUGCCAAAGUGAGUGAAUGAGUGAAAAUACAAGGAAGGUAUUGCUAAAUGUUACUUGUUUAUUGUUGUUGGUGGCUUUACUGUAAAGGUAAAAUCAAAAAAAGUAAAUACAAAUUAAAUAAAAUUUGUAAACAUGUAUUACAGAUCAAUAAUGAAUGCCAGAAGUUUGCCUCCAGUGUGCAGUGAAUAUUUUUACAAAUCAAAGUGACAUUAAAGCAUUUCACUAGAAAGUGUACAAGACAUGUAAUAGCAGAGCUUAGCGUCAGUAUAGCACGUUUUCUCUUUGUCUACAAUGAACAAAAUGUAACUGUAUAAUGGAUAAAUGACUCUCCUUGUCAAGU